Molecule: messenger RNA, 1761 nt
Organism: Entamoeba dispar SAW760
Lineage: Eukaryota; Evosea; Mastigamoebida; Endamoebidae
Product: recessive suppressor of secretory defect, putative
Exons: 1
Coding region: 1-1761 (586 amino acids)
Biological process (GO): phosphatidylinositol dephosphorylation
Cellular component (GO): endoplasmic reticulum
Molecular function (GO): phosphatidylinositol-4-phosphate phosphatase activity
Source: RefSeq, a predicted model, not a curated record
AUGACUAGUAUCAUAGAACAUUAUGAGUUGUAUAGUUCAAAUGACGAGAUUGUAAUAGUUCCAUCAAUUAUUGACAAUAAAAAGUCGUUGAAAAUUGAUAGAAAGAAUCAAAAAAUAAGUUUUGAAGAAUGUAAAAUUCCUGAAGGAAGUCAAAAAAUUGAAAUAGAAGGAAUUAUUGGAGUUCAUGAACUAGAAAAAAGUAAUUAUCUUAUUGUUAUUACUAAAAAAAAAUUAAUCACUAAAUUCCUUCAACACAAAUUGUUUCAGAUUGAAGAUUAUGCUAUUUUUCCAAUUACUGAACACGAAGAAGAAUCUUUUAGAAAAUAUCAUAAAAGUGUAAUAUCGUCAACCCUUUCUAUUCCAUCAUUUUAUUUUUCUUAUACUUAUGAUUUGACCCGUUCAUAUCAAACUCAAUCUUCUUCUGAAGGUACAGUAUUUGAUAGAUGUAAUCAACAAUUUAUAUGGAAUCAUAAAAUGGUUAGUGACCUCCCAGAAAUGAUGAGACUACCAAUCAUUCAAGGUUUUAUUGGAAGAAGUGAGUGUGCUGUAGAACCUGAAGUAAAAAGUAAUAUAGUAAUUAAAAAAGUUGAAUUAAUUCUUAUUAGUAGAAGAUCUAAUCAACGUGUAGGAAGAAGGUAUUAUGUCCGUGGUGCAGAACAAAAUGGUGAGGUUGCUAAUUAUGUAGAAACUGAACAAAUAAUUUGUGUUGGUGAGAAAUAUUGUAGUUAUGUUCAAAUAAGAGGAAGUAUUCCAUUAUUAUGGUCUCAAAUUCCUAAUAUCAAAUAUAAACCAAAAAUUGCAAUUAAUCAAAAUGAAGAAGAGAACUAUGAAGCUUUUAAGAACCAUUUUGAGAAUAUUAAAAAACAAUAUAAAAAAAUUACUGCUGUAUCAUUAACUGAUUUAAAAGGAGGAGAAAAGAGUUUAGGUGAUAAGUAUGAAGAAUACGUUAAUAAAAUGAAUGACCAAGAUAUAAAAUUAAAAAGAGUUGACUUUCAUAAACUAAUGAAAAAUAUGAAAGAAUUAAUGAGUUAUAUGGAAGCCAUUUAUAAAGAAAAUGAUUUUGGCUGGUAUCAAUGGAAUAUUAAUUCUAAAGAACAUGAACAAAAAGGAGUAUUUAGAGUAAAUUGUGUUGAUAAUUUAGAUAGAACUAAUGUUUGUGAAAGUGUCUUUGGAAGAUUAACUGCUGAACAAUUCUUAAAAGAAAAAGAGAAUAGUAUUUUAAUGGAUCAAGACAAGAUUACUGAUAACGCUUGUUUAAAUACUAUGUUUGUAAAUUUAUGGGCUGAUAAUGGUGACCAAAUGAGUAAACAAUAUACAGGAACAUGUGCAUUAAAGAACGACAUUACUCGAACUGGUAAAAGAACAAAAAUGGGAUUAAUUAAUGACGGAACAAAUAGUAUUUUAAGAUACUUUAUUAACAAUUUUUAUGAUGGAGAAACAACUGAUCAUAUGAACGUGUUCUUAGGUAAUUGUGAAGGAACUAAUACCAAAUAUCAUUUUAAAGGAAUGAAUAAAAUUGUUGUUUAUGGAUUAAUUGGAUCCUUAUUUAUAGCUGUCUUCUGUGGAGUUACUUCAUUACUCACAGGAAAUACUGGACUUUUUAUGACCAGCAUUCUUGGAUUUAUUGGAUUCUUUAUUUGUAGUGUUAUUGCAUUAAUACAAGGAAAGAAAGCAACUAUCCCUCCAACCUUAAUGCCAAUUAGAGAUUAUCAAGUCGAGAACAAAGCAUCAGAACAAACAAAGAAAGAGAAAGAAGAUUAA